AUGCGUCUACUAUCAGCCAAAGGUCUCUUUUUCAAGGAGUUCCCUGGCGACAAGAUCCCGAAGUAUGCAAUACUUUCUCAUCGAUGGGAAGGUGAGGAACCGUCUUACUCGGAUAUGAAAACCAGGGUGACACACAGAGAUGCCGAUGUUUUGGGUGCAGGACCACUGUGGACUGAGCGGAAUUACCGCAAGAUCUAUCAAUUUGGUCUUAUGGCUUCGCAAGCCGGGUAUGAAUACAUCUGGGUCGAUACUUGCUGCAUCGACAAGUCAAGCAGCACUGAACUUCAAGAGUCUAUUAACUCGAUGUGCCGAUGGUAUAUGGAAUCAGGCGUUUGUUAUGCAUAUCUUUCAGAUGUGACUAUAUCUGCCGAUGUUGUGACACACAAGACAGGAUCAGCAGGAUCGAAACCGUGGACGGAAUCGUUCCAGAACUCUCAAUGGUUCACUCGGGGCUGGACGUUACAGGAGCUUCUAGCUCCCAGGGAGUUGAUAUUCUACGAUAAGAAUUGGCACAUGUGUGGGAAUCGUGUCGAACUACAAGAUGCCAUUCAAGCGGCCACUGGCAUAGAUGGAACCAGUCUCAUUAAAGCCUCCUACGAGGAGGGGGCAUACUUAAGAUCGCUUCGAUCGGGAAGACUUUUUACCUGGGCCGCAAGUCGACAGACUACUCGAUGCGAGGAUAGAGCCUAUUCGCUCUUGGGAAUGUUUAAUGUUAACAUGCCAUUGCUAUAUGGCGAGAAAGAUCGGGCAUUCUAUCGUCUACAAGAGGAAGUCAUCAAGGUCAACGAAGAUAACGAGUGCGUUAGAUUCUCAGACCCCAUUUACGUUCCAUCACGAUUUGUGAACGAAGCCAAACCAGAACCCACCUGCUUCAUUCGUCAUACAGAAGCUGCCCACCUCUACGAACCCGGUGAUGGUCUCAGUCUCGGUUUAGCAGUCUGGAAUAAUUACACCACUACCUUCACCUAUCCUGUUCAGGCGCAAGCUGGGCGUCGACAUUUUCCUGCGCUGUUAGGAAGAUUUCCCAAGACUCCAAAACAAAAUGGCAACGACUAUAGCUUUAUUGUGGAACUAGCCGCUCGAACUGAUCCGAAGCGGAGAUAUGUUAUCAUUGUGGAAUACUGGGCAAGUGGCACAACCAUUACAAAUAUAACUACAACAGUCAAGAAACUUCGGUGGCCUAUCAAUCUAGUAUAUGCUAUGAAGCUUUUGCAGCGCAGACAAGUUAAGCUGGACUUUAAGUCACACAAGCUCCCGGACGCGGCGACUGUACGAACACGACAAGACCUCGAAGUUAGAACGAUUGGCGUGACAACCAGGUCUUUCGCGAAGUAA
Molecule: messenger RNA, 1335 nt
Organism: Fusarium subglutinans
Lineage: Eukaryota; Fungi; Ascomycota; Sordariomycetes; Hypocreales; Nectriaceae
Product: het-domain protein
Exons: 3
Coding region: 1-1335 (444 amino acids)
Source: RefSeq, a predicted model, not a curated record